Molecule: messenger RNA, 996 nt
Organism: Labrus bergylta (ballan wrasse)
Lineage: Eukaryota; Metazoa; Chordata; Actinopteri; Labriformes; Labridae
Source: RefSeq, a predicted model, not a curated record
AUGGAGCCAGUGCUCUGCUAUGAGUCAAUCAAUGCUUCAUGCCUGAAAACCAUUUAUCCCAUCCCCCUACGUGUUACCCUCUACAUCAUUUUUGGGGUCACAGUCAUUCUAACAGUGUGUGGAAACCUUUUGGUCACUUUCUCAGUGGUUUAUUUUAAGCAGCUCCAUACUCCAACAAAUUACCUGAUUUUGUCUCUGGCUAUGUCUGACCUGCUUUUAGGGAUAAUAGUCAUGUUCCCUUUUAUGAUUCAAACUGUUGAGUCUUGUUGGUAUUUUGGUGACUUCUUCUGUAAAAUCUUCAUUAGUUCUGACAUCACGUUGUGUACAGCAUCAAUUCUCAAUUUGUUAUCGAUAUCAGUCGACCGAUACUACGCUGUUUGCCAACCUCUGCUUUACAGAAGAAAAAUAUCUGUUAAAAUUGUUUUGAUCAUGAUCCUGCUCAGUUGGAGUAUUUCAGUUAUUUUAGGUUUUGGAAUGAUUUUUCUAAAGUUAAAUAUUUUGGGUGUUGAAGAGUUUUAUUAUAACCAUGUUGUAUGUGAAGGAGGAUGUGUUUUGAUUCACAGUGGAGUGUCUGGUACUGUCUCAUCAGUAAUUUCCUUUUAUUUGCCGGGGAUAUUAAUGCUUUGUGUGUACCUAAAGAUUUACCUUGUAGCACGUAGACAGUUUCGCAGCAUUCAGAAUGCAGGAUGUGUGAAGUCAGUAAAAAAGUCAAACACAAGUCAGACAAAAGCCACUAAAACCCUGGCUAUCAUAAUGGGGGUUUUUCUUUCUUUUUGGACUCCAUUUUUUGUUUGUGUCAUCAUUGAUCCCUAUGUCGGUUACUCAAUACCCCCUGAAUUUUUUGUAACACUUGCAUGGUUGUGCUACUUUAAUUCUACUGUGAACCCUAUGAUUUAUGCAUUCUUUUAUAGUUGGUUCAGAAAGGCAUUUAAAUUAAUAACCUCCGGUAACGUCUUCAAAUAUGACAUUUCUGAGACAACACUUUUACCUGAAUAA